Penaeus monodon (black tiger shrimp) is the source of this 1261-nucleotide messenger RNA. RefSeq lists its product as uncharacterized. Gene Ontology annotation, molecular function: hexosyltransferase activity. The record is from RefSeq and is a predicted model, not a curated record. Lineage: Eukaryota; Metazoa; Arthropoda; Malacostraca; Decapoda; Penaeidae. Gene Ontology annotation, biological process: glycosphingolipid biosynthetic process.
CAAACACACGUAGAUUUUCCAGCUGCAACGAACCCCUGUCUCUAGUCCCAGUGCUGCUUCACCAGGAUAUACUAUCUUCGUAUUGCAACUUCAAGUGUGGAGUUCUUUUUUUCGCAUGCGAGAUAGAAGAUCAUUCUCCGGUGUAAACAAACAGAGCCUGUCAAAGUAUGUGGGAAGGGUACGACCUUACUGACUUCUUGUAUUUCGUCGAUGUCGUUCUCGGCGAAACUACAAGCAUUUUGGAAUAUCUGCUGACAUCUAUAUGGUGAUAUAAAACGCAGGAAAUUGUAUAUCUCAUCUGUUGUUUCUCAGUUUGUGACGUCACGCGCAAGUGAAAAAUACAUUUUUUUUAGAAAGUGAGAUGACUGAUUAGCGAACUAGUUUGGUGGACUAUAUUUACAACGAUUUUCUUCUGUGUCGAGAAUAUUCUGGAUCCUUCGCGAUGAUUAUAGGGCCAAGACCGACGGUGGGCUGGGUAGGAUACCUGAUGCUCGGGGGAUCCUGGUAUCGCAUGGCUAUUGUGAUGGUGUUCUUUGGCUUCGCUACCAUCUUCAUCGUGAAUCAGGGUCGUCAGGCCAUCACUCUGCACUAUACCACGCCGGUGCCUUUCCCUCCGCCGGUGAUGUUCCUUCCAUCGCCCGCCCACUCCCACACCACAGCCCUGGACGCCUGUUCUGUCGAGGCCGCGGGCGUGAGCCCAUUCAACCCGACGGACCGAAGGCGAGUCUAUGUGUUCAUGUGGACGGGGACCAUCAGCCACCACGAUGUGUGGGGAAGGUGGAUCUUGAACUUACCGAAGGUGGACAUCUCGCUGGUGAACCUCCCGAAGCUCGUCAGCCAAACGCCCCUGGAGGAGAUCAGGAAGCACACCAUCAGGAGCUCGUGGCCGGACUGGAUGGUGUGGGCGGCGACCCGCGUGUCCCUGCUGUGGGCGGCCGGGGGGAUGGUGCUGCCCCUCGGCGCCAUCAUGACGAAGCCGCUCAUGGUGGACGCCCAUGGGCCCAAGUCAGGCCUGAUGGCGCUGACGGAGGACGGCGAAGUGGACCCGCUCCUGAUGGCGAUGCCCGCUCACCACCCGAUUCUGCUGGCCAUGGCAGAGCAGCUGAUGAACUCGAGCAUCGGAGGCAACCAAGGCAGUCUCCUGACGAAGGUCAUCCGAGAGGUUUGCUUUGUGGACGACCUAAGACACCUGGCCUUCACCGACUGCACCCAGAUCACUGUCCUGAAGGGCCGGGCGGUGGAGGACUUCGGAGAAACAGAG